UUACUGCCCUCUUCUUAAGAAGUCAGCCUUCCCUGCCCAAUGUAGACAACUUGUAUUAAGGGUCAAGAUGGUCUAAAAUCUUAAUUUGAAAAAUAUCAUGUGAUUUUCCUGUUUCUUAAUGGCUGAUUAAAUUGUGUACUUAUUAUUUUGUGUUAUUAUUAUUUUAAUGUUUUUUGCUUCAAUUUCAUUGAACUAUUAUAUUCACUGAAGACUAUAAAUGGUUUGUGAUGAUGCUAGUGAACUUCCUGUUAUAAAUGUGAAAAAACAGUUAAACAUUUCUGUGUCAAUGUUGAUUUUUGAUUCAGGUAAAUCAGUAGUUACACUUAUGACCUCUAUUUUAGCAAUGCUGCCUAGCUAGAGAGUUCUUUCUGUGGCUUUGCUUGUUUUGUCAUUCUUCACUAAUAACUAAUCCUCAGAUGUGCUGUUAUGCAUCAUACUUUUUAGCUCCUGUGCUUCAGGGUAUUUGGUCAUUUGCAUUCUAUGUAUAUUUAGUUUUUGUUUGUAAAGGUUUUUUUAUUCAAGUGCUUUGGGCAUUUUCAGCUUUUGUUUACAAAUGGAGUGACAGGGUGGUAGUUAUGACAAGUUAAGACCCUGAGAUCAUACAAUGUAAUUAUGUUGCUCAGGAAACAGCCACAUGAGAAACUGUUGUGCUAUUUCUCUUGUAUGACAAUCAGGAAGACAAUACCCAUCCUGAAAAAUCUGUAUGGUACUGUAUCGUAAUUCUUCUCUAUAGUCUUGUCUCCUUACAUAUGUUCUCUUGAAGAUUUGCAUUACAAAUGGAUGAGAUACUGCUGAACAAACAGAAAUGCCCCCAACCUCCAGUAGAUUUUUAAUCAUCAGUGAAUUUUUUUAAUUUAUUUUUUCCCUGCAGAUGUGGUAAUCUUUUAAAGAGAACUCUGAGGUUUAUGUUUAUCCCUGAAUGCUCCUGCGUUAUCUGUAAAGUAAUGAGAUUGAACUGCCCCAGUGUUGUUCUCAUUUCUUCUUUUACAUAUCUUGUCUUACGCUUCUGGUUUUUUUCUUGGAGCCAACAGAAGCAUUCCUAUUCCCUUAGCCAGUUGAAGUCCUCAUAGUCUGAAUUUUGCCAAUCAUGUAAAAUGACAGCAUUUUUGAAAAGCAGUGGCAAAAGCGUUUGCUAUAUCCUGUUUAUGUCAUAUCUCUACAGUAUAUGUACUGUCCAGCUGAAAUGUGCUUAUGCAUCUUUUAAGAUUCAAUGAGUUUUUUUCUUAAGACAUGGUAAUAUGAUAAUUUUGCAUUAUAGGUAUCAAUAUAUUUAAUGGUCACAAUUUAUGUUGAACCUUCUAAGAAUAUUUGUUCUGAAGUUUUGUUGAACAGAUGUUUCGUACCAUUUCUAAGAUACAAAGAUUUCUGCUCUUUGCGCAGGCAGCUCAAAGAAGUGGUCUGUGUCCAGACAUGACUGUGCUCCUAUUUCUGUUACUCUGUUAGAAAUUGUCAGGGAAUAGUCAUACUGCAGACUUAAUUAAAUUUCUCUCUGUGUCCUCUUUGGAGUUAUUAUAACCCUACUAUUCUUUUUGAUCAAAAUAGCAGUGAUCUACUAGAUCAUCAAAGCAAAAGACAUUUUAGCAUCAUUCUGUCUUUAAAAUACACCAUUAUAAUUUGCAAAUCAAGUAAUGCCAUGGCAUAUUUGCAAGAAUCAAAAGAAAUGGGAAAGUUUAUAUUCUUAUAAAAGUGAGUGUUUUCGAACAGUGUUCCUUGACUUGAAAUCUUAGUGCUCUUUUUUCUUUUUGUGUGUUUGUCUCUCACUGAGUGCUUUUGUCAGUCAGAUAACUGAUGUGAAUACUCAUUCAGUAAACUCUCUUUUUGUCUCUAGGGUAGGGAAAUGAAGGAGGCAGAGAAGUAUGGGAUCUAAGUGUUAAGAAAUCAACUCUCAUCAAAGAGUGAAUGAAUGCCAGGUAUCCAGACACUCAAAAGAGAACAGUGGUUACUCCCAGUGACUGAUAAUUAGAUAGGACUAAGGCUCAUAUAAGAAGCUACAAUUUCCUCAUGAAGCCAUCUUGUGGCUUUCUGGGAAUUUACCACUUGGGGGCAGCAGCUGCUUUUUACAGGCAUGGUAAGAAGUUACUGACAGAUGUGAAAGCUUUUGCGGGAGCUUCUGCGGGAUCUCUGACUGCUGCUGUCUUGUUAGCAGUGCCAGAAAAUAUAGAGCAAUGUAAGCACUUUGCCUAUGGAUUUGCAGAGGAAGUCAGAAAACUGAACUUCGGUGCUGUAACACCUGGUUAUGAUUUUAUGAAAACACUUAGGGAGGGCAUAGAGUCUAUUCUUCCUGCUAAUGUUCAUGAGAUAGCUGAGAACCGGCUCUAUGUGUCAGUCACUAACUCAAAAAGUGGGGAAAAUCGCUUGGUUUCAAAUUUUUCCUCCAGGGAGGACCUCAUUAAGGUCCUGCUAGCAAGUAGCUUUAUACCACUAUAUGCAGGAAUUAAGCCAGUGGAAUAUAAAGGAGAGAAGUGGGUUGAUGGUGGUCUUACCAAUGGCCUUCCUAUCUUGCCUUUUGGAAGAACUGUGACGAUUUCUCCUUUCAGCGGUCGAUUGGAUAUCUGUCCACAAGAUAAAGGACGUGUGGAUCUUUAUGUUAAAUUAGCAAAACAAGAUAUGAUGCUGUCACUGGCCAACCUGGUAAGACUUAAUCAAGCUUUGUUCCCACCAGACCAGGAGAAAAUGGAAUCAUUGUACCAAAAUGGCUUUGACGAUGCUGUACGUUUUUUGUUGAAAGAAAACUGGUUUGAAUAGAUGGCACAUAAAAAAGUAGUGAGACAUGAUGGCUGUCAAAACACAGCUACAGGCUUCAUGGAGAAUCUCAGGGAUUGCUGCCUCGGUUGGUGUUUGUGAAAAUAAAAAUCCUAAUGGACUUGAAUCUGCUUCUGCUGAGAAGGUAUCAGUUGCACUCCAAAGAACUGUAUAAACAUCUCAGAAUGGAAAUAGUGCUUGCCUGGUGGAUGUCUUGUUUUGAGGAGGUUCCACUUAGAUUCAUUUUGCUUCAGCUGGGGAUUUCAGUGGGGGAUUUGUAAAAUUAUCAUAAUAACAGAAAUUUGGAAAAGUCUUUUUCAAUAUUAUUUCAGAGACAAAUUGAUGUCAUAUCAUGAAAAAUUACAAUCUAUAUUAUUCACUUAACAUACUUGUGAGUAGUAAUUGGAUGCUCUCAAUGUUACUGAUCUAAAGCAUUUCCUGCAGUGUUCUAAAGGACUUGAAGAUUAAGCACUAGCCACAAAAAAUAAAACAUUUGCACUCUUAUUUUGUGUACUUUUUCACAUUAAAAGUUCUUAAUUUUUCAGUGAAUAUGUUCUUUUAAAAUUUGAAACACUGAAAUUUGUAGCAGAAGUGUGAUAUAAAAAUAACUUGUAAAGAAGGGUGUAAGAAGUUGUCGUAUUUAUUACGUUUUCUUCCUCUGCCAAAAUUGAAUAAAUAUAUUUUCUUGA
This is a messenger RNA of Pipra filicauda (Wire-tailed manakin), 3431 nucleotides long. It is a transcript of the gene PNPLA4, whose product is annotated as patatin like phospholipase domain containing 4. Gene Ontology annotation, molecular function: retinyl-palmitate esterase activity; triacylglycerol lipase activity. Gene Ontology annotation, biological process: lipid homeostasis; triglyceride catabolic process. Gene Ontology annotation, cellular component: cytoplasm; lipid droplet; membrane. NCBI's taxonomy places the organism in Eukaryota, Metazoa, Chordata, Aves, Passeriformes, Pipridae. The transcript is spliced from 7 exons. The record is from RefSeq and is a predicted model, not a curated record. Bases 2002 to 2745 code for a protein of 247 amino acids.